Oikopleura dioica is the source of this 1548-nucleotide messenger RNA. Lineage: Eukaryota; Metazoa; Chordata; Appendicularia; Copelata; Oikopleuridae. The record is from the annotation of a GenBank genome assembly.
AUGAAGAGUUUUUUGUUUUUUAUUUUUCAGAAGAAUUUCGCUUUCGAGAGCGAGCCUGAAAGGAGAGAUUACACAGCAGCUGAGAAGCAACACUGGUCCCAACUUUGCAAGACGAUUGAAAACUUGCCCGGAAAUGGAAGCGGCUUUAUUGAAAAACUCUACCGAGGGAAGAGUCUAACAGUUUUGCGAGAGAAACUCGACAGGGCGAAAGAUCCAAACAACCAAAUAUCCUUCCAAGACUUGUACGAUGAUUCGUACUCCGGCGAAGAGGAAAUUGAAGAGCCCGAAGAUUUUCAAUACGAUCCCAACAACUACUAUAUGAACAUGGACAUAGACAUGUCUCUUCCAGACGUACCAAUUCCUCUUGAAGAAGAAAACGAAAUAGAGGAAGAAGUAGAAGAAAUAGUCGAGCCUGAGAAAGUAACCGAGGGUCGAAUAGGAGUACGAACAGUGCCCAUCACACGAACGACUUUUCCUGUGACGAGUUCAACGAUGAAAACAGAAACUGUCGAAGAGAGCACGCAAGAAUCGCAUCUUACCCCGAGUGAAAUUCGCAAAAACCGUCAACAAGCCCGGGCAGAAUGCAAGCGAAAAUUUGUUGCCAAGUCGCCAGAGCUGCAAGAUUGCCUUUUUCAGGCGAAUAAUCGCGAGGGAAACAGUGAGGCGAGUAUCAGAAAAGCGAGGCAUAUUUUGCCGGAUAUUUACGGAACGAAGAAGCCAGCAGACCAGUUAUUUACAGUUGAAGAGAUAAACUCUUGGAAAAAUCAAGUCGCAACUGUUUUAAGCCGGAGGAAACGAGAGGAUGGAAAUUUUGAAGCCGAAGACGAAAUAAAUGAAACUGAAAUUGAUAGAGAGCGAAAACUAAAAUAUCGAGAAUAUUAUGGUCAAAAUUGGAUAGAUGUUCUUCUUCGAAAGCUAGAAAAUGGACUUCAAGACGCUGAACUUGCAGAUGCGCUGGAUAGAAUUAGUCAGUUUAUCAUGGGACCGGAUGCUUACAAAAAACUCAAAGUGGAGGCAACAGAAGACUUCAAGCGCUACAAACACAAGUCCUGCAACGUGACUUCGGCGGACUUUUGGCUUUUGGAGCAAAAUCGUCCGCUGUAUCAAAUGAAGAGAAGAUCACGAAGUGGCGUUCCUGAGCUGAUUUUGGACGAGAGGCCGAGCAAAAUCAGCUCCGCGCUGGAGUUCGGCAAGAUUUUGAUAGAAGACGGAAAGCCGAAGGAAGUUACCUACAUAAGGAUUCAGGAAAAGAACCCGAUCACCGUCACAAACACAAUUGUCGCAAUCCUUGGCUCGUUGAUGGGCUUCCUGGUUUUGUGCGUGGUGGUCCUCGUAGCUCGCCACCACGGGCGCAAUAUCGCGCGCAGUCUUGACCCGACGCGCCCUCGAGCGAACGCCCGAAACACGCAGGAAGAGCAACAGCAAGACGCAAUGAUCGCCGAGAAACAAAUUGAGGGAACGUCAACUUAUCAAAAGCGAAAGCAACUGAGGAAAAACCAAGUUUUACCCGGCGGAGCUGACCACUCCAUGCCAAGACUUUCUCACUAA